Messenger RNA from Mucor mucedo, 2478 nucleotides. RefSeq names its product glycoside hydrolase. Gene Ontology annotation, cellular component: endoplasmic reticulum membrane. Gene Ontology annotation, molecular function: Glc3Man9GlcNAc2 oligosaccharide glucosidase activity. The transcript is spliced from 8 exons. The record is from RefSeq and is a predicted model, not a curated record. The coding region runs from base 34 to 2445 and encodes 803 amino acids. Lineage: Eukaryota; Fungi; Mucoromycota; Mucoromycetes; Mucorales; Mucoraceae. Gene Ontology annotation, biological process: oligosaccharide metabolic process; protein N-linked glycosylation.
UUUUGUUCCUAAUUACUUUUUUGCAUACCGAAUAUGGCAGCUGGAUGGACUAGUUCAUUAACCACUAUCGCAAGUGUAAUUUUGGUUGCUUCGACAGUGGUAGCAGAUAUUUUGCCCGCUUCCUCCAAUGCCUCGAACAGUUCGCUUUUAUGGGGUACAUAUAGACCUAACCUCUACUUUGGCACUAGACCACGUAUUCCUGAGUCUGUCAUGACAGGUUUGAUGUGGUUUGAUGCAAGUCAAUUUCAAGGCUUUCAAAAAAUUCGCCAUGCUUGCGAUCAAGGGGAUGGAAUUGAAGGAUACGGCUACCAUAAGCACGAUGGAAGAGAAUACGCAUCGCAAGAGAUCAAUGAUAAACCCAGCAAUAUUAAAUUGAGCACUGAGUUUAUCAAGGUGCCUGGAGGGAAGAAUGGUGGUGAUUGGGGUGUUCGCAUUAGUGGCAGAACUAUGGACGACACCGCUGGAUCACUUACAUCGGCCAUGUUUUAUAUUGGCAUCGAAGGGGAAGGUGGUCUUGAUAUUAUGAGUAAGCUGUCACAAAAGGGUCUUGGAUCACCUGUAAUCUUGGAAGGUGACACACCUGAAUUAGGUGAUUUCGAAAUACAGAUUGUCGAUGGUCCUUUAAAUACACACCCAAAAGAGGGGAUUGAUAGAGACCUCAGUCGUACACAAUGGUGGGGAACAGAAGUACCCCAAGGCCAAAUAUGGAGAUCCAAAGAUAUUGUUUUACAAAACCUUGUACAGGAAGCUCGGGGGCGUCUUGAAGGCCCAAAGGGAAGUCAAGAGGAUGCUAUGAUAAAGCCAUUCAAAUACUUUACCUUAAGUAACAGUUUGACAGAAGAAGAAGGAGAAACAGCCAAUUUUUACGUGUUCCAAAAAGUAUUUGAAGGCGAUUUCCAGUUUGAUGUUUUAUUUCAUUCUCAAACCUCAAAGGAACCCCUCACUAGUGAAUCACUAGGAUCCAAAUUAAUCAAGAAGGAAAAUGAGUUUAACACCAGAUUUGAAGAGACAUUCCAUUUAAGACAAAAGGGCUUCUCCAAUAGUGAAGUGGAAUUUGCUCAGUAUCUCUUGAGUAACAUGCUGGGAGGAAUUGGUUAUUUCCAUGGAUCAUCUGUUAUCGAUAGAUCCCAUCCACCUAUGGAAGACGAAGAGAACUUCAAAGGAGAACCAGUCAGACCUGAAUUAUCACCUCCUCAAACCCUGUUUACUGCAACGCCCAGUCGACCUUUCUUUCCCCGUGGUUUCUAUUGGGAUGAAGGAUUUCAUCAACUUUUGAUUGGAGAAUGGGAUAAUGAUCUUAGUCUGGACAUUAUCAAGCAUUGGACAGAUUUAAUUGACGAGAAUGGAUGGGUUGGCCGAGAGCAAAUCCUAGGAGAAGAAGCUCGUAGCAAAGUGCCCUCCGAAUUUCAAACUCAGUUCCAUCAUUAUGCUAAUCCUCCUACUCUAUACCUCUCCAUCAAACGUUAUAUUGACCGUUUAGACAAGCAAUCACAAGAUAUCAUCUUUGAACAAACAAAUAGGCAGAUGAAGAUGGGCGUUCUGGAUGAUAAUAAGGUGCUUCGCAAUUUGCAUUUACAAGACCCUGAAUUAGCAGAUGAAUGGCUUAAAUCUAUCUAUCCCAAGCUUCGUCAAAAUUGGCUUUGGUUCCGUGCUACACAGCACGGCGAUCUUGAUAGGUUUGGUCGUAAAGCACCCAACAAGGAGGCGUAUCGCUGGAGAGGUCGAACACCUAACCAUACAUUAACUUCAGGUCUGGAUGAUUAUCCUCGUGGAGAACCUAGUGUAGGGGAACUUCAUCUAGAUCUUCAUUCGUGGAUGGCUUUUGGUACUGGUCUUUUAAAGAAUAUUGCCCAUAAAUUAGGACCCGAAUAUGCAGAUGAUAUGAAUGAAUACACCAAGAUUCAAAAGGAUAUGUUGGUUAAUUUAGACAUUUUGCAUUGGAAUGAGGCCGAAAAUAUGUACUGUGAUCAAGCCCUCGAAAACAAUGAGCCUGUUCAUAUUUGUCACAAGGGAUACCUCUCACUUUUCCCUUUAAAUUUGGGUCUUUUGUCUGCGGAUUCGCCCAAGUUGGGAUCUAUUUUGGACAUGAUUGAAAAUGAGCAUGAACUUUGGUCUCCUUAUGGCCUCCGUUCGUUAUCUGCCUCCGAUGAAUUUUUUGGGACAGGAGAGAACUACUGGCGUGGACCUAUCUGGAUUAACAUCAAUUAUUUGACACUUCAAAGCUUGUAUAAAAAUUACAUUCACGUUCCUGGUCCGUAUCAGGCACAAGCACAGAAAACUUAUACCAAAUUGAGAGAUGCAGUCAUUCGUAAUGUUUACAAGAAUUACAAAAAGACCGGUUAUGUCUGGGAACAGUAUUCUGAAAACGAUGGAAAGGGUUUGAAAAGUCACCCAUUUACUGGUUGGACGAGUUUAAUUUUGCUUAUUAUGGCAGAAGAAUAUUAAAAUGAAAUAAAUUUAUUUUUUGUUACACAUCAU